ACACACACACACACACACACACACACACACAGGUCUCAGGAGGGUGGAGUCUUCACGUUGAGACGUUUUUCCUUCCCCGCGGGGAUCAUACAGUAUGUUGGCUUGAUGCGCAGCAGGAAGGAAUCCAGACUGAGGAUUCUGCGGAUUGACGCACAGCGCGGUGCGCUUUGACCUCCCGUCUUUCCCUUAAUUACCUUUUCCCUCAGCUGAAUCAGUUGUGCUGCAUCUCAAGACGCACUCCGGUGUGUGUCCGGUCAUGCGGCGCACCGCUCUGGCCGUGCCGGGCGUGCUGUCGCCUCCACAAGCCGCGCGUAAAAGCGCGUGGCUCCGGAGCGCGCUGGCCCAGCACCACGACCCCGACCCCGGAGCGGACAACGAGAUCGUGGUCCUGGCCACGGGCAUAGACCAGUACCUGCAGGAGGUCUUCCACCACCUGGCCUACCCGAACCGGGACGACACGGUGUCUGCGGAGGACUUCUGCGCGCUCUGCGCCGUGCUGGGACUCUCCAAGACGCACGAGCAGGAGCGGAGCGGAGGAGAGGAGGAGGAAGAGUUUACAGAUGUGUGCUCCGGCCUGCCCUGCCAGCUUUCCUUUAAGGACUUCCACGCGCGGCUCUGCGGGUAUUUCCGAGUGCGCAGCGCGCGCAGAGGGGGCGCCGGGGAGAGCGCGUGGCGCCUGCCCGUCACGGAGGACACGGAGCUGGUGGAGCGGCAGAUCCGCCUGCGGUGGCCGCGCGUCCGGCGGAGGAAGUGUGUCAGCUUCGAUCUGGAGAAAGAUAAGACCGGAACCGGGACCAGAACCGGGAGAGGCCGGACAGCAGAGGCCGUGGAGCCCGGAGGAGCCAGCCCAGACGAGGCUGCGGCUCUCAGGGAGCUGGUGGAGGACCUCCGCUCGGCGCUGCAGGGGAGCGACGCCCGCUGCCUGGCCCUGGAGGUGGCCCUCCGCCGCCAGAAGGCCGGCGCCCCGCCUCCGCCGUCCCGCCGGAGCUCCGCCUCCUCCGCCGGUAAGACCUCCAUCACGCUGGUGGAGGGGAAGCUGGUGCCCACCCAGAGGCUGGCGGGCGCAGACGGCGGGGCGAGGAGGGCGGCCCGGAGGCGGGACAUCAGAGACCCUCUGCUCAGGGAGCUGAGGCUGAUCCGGUCCGGACGGGACGGCCAGCUGGAGGAGGCCAUCCGCUUCAGCCGGCGGCUGGAGGAGGAGCUGCAGUGGGCCUGCCGGGAGGUGAGGAGGCUGCAGGCGCUGGAGUCCGCCCUGAGGAGGGAGAACGCCCAGAUCAGGAGGCGGGCGGAGGAGGCCAGGGAGGCGCUGAGCCUGGGACUGCAGCAGGUCCGCACGAUCCAGGAGCAGGCCCAGAGCGUCCCGCAGCUGCAGGCCCGGAUCGGCCAGCUGGAGGCCCAGCUGCAGCAGGACGGGCUGGAAGCACCGCGUGGCAGGUGGAGAUCGGGCUGCAGCUGCUCGUCGCCUCCGUCAAACCCGCCGAUGAACGCCGACGACACAGGAAGCAGGUCGGACGCAGAAUGUCUGCAGAGAGCCGUGGAGGGACGAGCGGCGUCCGAUGAAGAGGAGGAGGACAGAGGAGAGGGGGAGGAAGGACAGAGCUGUCUGAAGGAGGUGACGAGGCACAGCAGUCCACUGCACCACUGCGACAAAGGGUGUCAGAACCAGGUGGUCCAUCAUCCUCAGACUCAGGGGGACAGCAGGGGGCGCUGCGGCCGGAGGGCGGGAGGGGAGCGAGGCCGGGACCAGGAGGAGAGAGCCGAGGAAGAGGAGGGCAGGACGAAGCUUCAGGAGAGGACUGGGCUGUCCCUGCUGGAGGACAGACUGACGGAUUCUCUGUCUCUGCUGCUGCAGCUCCACAGCAGGAACGUGUCCCGCAGGGUGGUGGAGAAGAUGCUGAUGGAGACGCUGGACUCGUGCGGCAGCGGCAGCGACGGUUGGUGUCUCCGGCCGCCGUCCCGUCGCUCCGGAUGCGACAGCUUCAGCCUCUCUCAGCCCCCUCUGGCUCCUCCCCCCUCGGCAGGCCCGUCGCAGGUCCGCAGGGCGGCGGACGCCCUCUCCGCCCGCCACGCCCCCGAGGAGCCCCCCGGCGACGGAGCCCACGGAGGAGAGGGCGGGGAGACGCUCCUGCUGCCGCCGUCAGGCGGCGGCGGAAGCUCUCUGCUCAUCUCCUGCUGAACACGUUAAAGAUUCCUCUACAUGAAGAUGGUUUGUCUCUAUUUAAUACGACUGAAUAAAUGUUUCUGAAGUUUC
This is a messenger RNA of Salarias fasciatus (jewelled blenny), 2251 nucleotides long. Its product is annotated as EF-hand and coiled-coil domain-containing protein 1. Lineage: Eukaryota; Metazoa; Chordata; Actinopteri; Blenniiformes; Blenniidae. Bases 257 to 2176 code for a protein of 639 amino acids. The transcript has 8 exons. The record is from RefSeq and is a predicted model, not a curated record.